Molecule: messenger RNA, 1779 nt
Organism: Sinocyclocheilus anshuiensis
Lineage: Eukaryota; Metazoa; Chordata; Actinopteri; Cypriniformes; Cyprinidae
Exons: 4
Coding region: 13-789 (258 amino acids)
Source: RefSeq, a predicted model, not a curated record
UGAGACAAACACAUGAUCCACCAAACCGCUGGCUUUAAGGAAGAAAAGAUCCAAAAAUCUAACUUCAAGUGCUGGGGCAGGAGGACUAACACGAUAAAUCUGACAGACUGUAAGAGUCCAUUGGCUGAGAGCGACCGGCAUACAGAACACCUCCAUCUAACUGGACGUGUCUUUCAGAGUCUCUUGGGUCCUCCUGUCCCAGGGAUUUCUGAGGGAAGAGCCAUGAUUAAAAAAUUGCUACUUAGAUUCAGAAGGUUGUUGGAGCCGGGGCCAUGGAUAAGCCGAGAUGAAUAUGGCAACAUGGAGAUUAUUAAUUUGUGUAAUGAUCCUUGUAUGAUCCAGCUGGCUCGUUUCUCUGAAGAAAUGUUCUAUCAUCAUAAAAUAAAGGUUUAUAUUUCCUUCCAGGACAUUUAUGGUGCAACAGGGAAUAAUACUAAGACAGUAGAUGAACUCAAGAAACUGUGCCAUGAACCAGAUACUUUAAUUAAACAUAGAUUAUCAAGAUUGAAGAAUAAAGUUAACGAAAAACACUGUAGAUCUAAAUUUAAAUAUUUAAAAGGAGGCGAUGAUGAAACAUUAAAAAACAACAGUUCAAUAAUCAAAAACUAUAUCCCAACAGAAAUUAAGAAAAUAACAGAUGAAAAAAGUAGGAAGUUCAUCUCUUCUCUACAUAAAGUUAAAAUUGAAUUUCCCAGUGAUGAAAUGACAUUAGAUGAGUUCGAGAACUUUGGAAAAGAACAGGCUGAUAAAAUGAAGCUAGAACUGAACGUUAGUGAGGAAAUUAGUUAAAGAGUUUAUUCACUUUUUUCUUCGAAGUGGUGUGAUCUUGUUAAUGAAAGAUAUGAAGAGUUUAUAUAUGAGAAGCUCGGUGAAUGCAUUAAUACAUUUGCUGUUAGAUUUGCUGUUCAAGAUAUGAAGGCCAUCACAAAACAUUUUAAUCUGAUAAGAGUAAAUUUAUCUUUACAUUUAGAAUAAUUACAGUGCAUGUGAUGUCUUUUUUAAUUCAGUCUUUCUCUCUUUGGGUUAGGGUUUUCCGUGUGUAGUGUUGUGUUGUGUAAAGGCUCUAUAGUGUCUCAUUGAUUUAUAUUUGUGAGUAUUUCUCUGUUAUCAUCUCCAUAAAUGCAUCUGAGAGAUGAUGAGCAUCAAUCCAUCUACAGACUCGAGACACUGUCAGAAUGCUGAUUCUCCACGUUAACGCCUGUUAAAACACCUGUUCAAUGCCAACAAACACACAACUAUAUCCAUUCAGUAAAUCAGUUUGCUUUCACUUUGUCCACUGCUUUCUGUUGUUUCUGUAGGAGAGUGUAUUUCAGCUCUCUUAACUUCAGCUCUCUAUAUAUAUACUCUUUUUAACCUAGACUAAGAAGAUUGUGUUAGUUAAUAAUUAUAAUAAUUAAAAAUAAUAUGCCCAGUCUUUGACCACAGAGCUCUUAAGGCUGUUGGUGAUUGUUUGAGAUUGUUGUAACUCUAAAUGAAUGUCGUUGUUAUUGAAUGAUCUUUCCGAUUCUGGCUCUGAUGAGUUUAAGAAAACCACUGUAAAUCACACAGUCGAUUCUGAAGAGAAAUAAACAAUCAGCCAUUAAAAGUGCAUGUGUUGGUGAAAUCAUCAGAGAAAAGAUUCAUCAGUGCUCAGAGAUAUUCAAUCUCUACAUUCAUUUAUAUGUUGGAUCUAUUGUGUGAUUUAUUAAAAGAAUAGCAUUAAUUUAAUAUCAUUUAUUUAUUUACAAGGAGUAAUUUCAGUAUUGUUUGAAGUGUAAAGAGCACAUCAACCAGCAAAAU